AUGCUAGAGUGUGCAGUUAAUAAGAAUAUGAGCAAUUAUGCGGAACUACAGCAUAGCAGUACACCUUUGCAAACUCUGGACGAAUCAGACAUAAAAGUCAGUCAGGCAUUACUACUGAAACCGGCUGAAAAUGUGCAGUCAGAAGUUAAGCAAAAGCCUUACAGGCUUCUCCGUAUUCAAGAGAAGAGACAUCAAGAGAAGCUUACCUCUCAUAACAGCCUCAGAGACCAGCCUGCAGCGCAGCAUGUCAGUGUGCAAGAGGAAGAAAAUGAUCUGGAAGUACCAGAUGAAACAGAGACCAGGAGCCCAUCUCAUAAUUCCACUGUCAGCCAAAGAAAGGUUGCCUCCAAUCCUGAAGAGUCCGGAUUGGAAAAAAUAUUCAAAGGCUCUCGAACUCUAAGUACUGCAGACCUUUUGUCCAGCCUGGGAAAAGUUAGUAGUCCAGGACUUAAAGAUGCAUCAAACAACAAAUUCAAGGAAGGCAGUGUUCCUAGUGAUAAAGAAAAUGACCUUUUGGGAACUGAUACAACAGGGUCAUUUAUGUCAGCCCGCAGUAAAACCAUGCCAACUCUGGGGAGACCCAAGAUAAACCCACAGAAAAUGUCAUCAAUCACUGAAGGGGAGAGGCUUACAAAAGCAAAGGAAAUGGUUGAGCGAGCAAUCAAGCUGAAGAAAGUGUUCACAAUCCAAGGUGGCUACUCUACCAUUCGCCAUAGUUUACGGAGACGUGGCUGGGUUGAGAAAUUCUAUAAAAUUCCAGUGCCCCAAAAGAAAACACCACAGCUGAAGAAGCAGAAAGGCUCCGAUGAUGAUGAUAAUGAUUUUGAUGAUGAUGAUGUUGAUGAUGAUGAUGAUGAUGUUGAUAUUGCAGCUCAAGCAGAUGACCAGCCCAAAAUCCCACCCUGGGAAGAAGAUGAUGGCUUAUAUGGAAUUAUGUCCCGAAUGGUACGCAACGUUACUCCUUCGUUAUUCUGGGUGCUGAAGCGAGACGCUAUCGAUUACCGCUACCUCACAAAAGAUCAGAUGGUCAAUCACUAUUGUAAAGCUGGCUCAUUUACCACAAAGGUUGGACUGUGUGUCAAUAUGAAGAAUGUUGUUUGGUUUGAUAACUGUGAUCACGAUGCAUUCUUCCCUCGAUGUUAUCGUCUCAGCCAUGAUGAGGAAAGAGACGCAUUUAUAGAUGACUAUCGUCUGACAGCGUGCAUGAACAUAAUCAAAGUAGCAGUCAGACAGCAUGCUAGUUGGAACCAUAUACCAGAAGAUGGCAAGAACAAGACACAGUCAUGCAGCAAUCCAGACUGCAGCACAUUGAGACGCGGCUCCAGAUCUGACAAAUGUGUGUGUACGACUGAUGCUGAAGAGAGCACAUUUAAAGACAUCAAAAAUCCUGUCUUGACUGUGGACACAACAAUCGAUGAAGACUACCAGCCAGUAAUAACAAAGUUGGCAGCCAUAAAAAAGAAAAACAAACAACGAUAUGUCAUCCCUGUUCAAGUGCUGGAGACGGCAAUUUAUCAGUGUGAGAAAUUCCUGGCUUCUAAAGACCAUGAGGAUAUAGAUGUGCCAAGGGAGGUGGGACAGCUGACAGAUCAGCAGUGGGAUGAUCUUAUCAAGUGGUACUAUCAACUAGUGCAAGAGGAGGGAACUUUCUCCCAUAUUCCCUUAAAUCUGGCCAAGCAGUGUGAGAGCUUAACUCGCCGACUUACAGUUCAUUGCCCCCAGUUUGAAAUGGAUGGUACACGAAAUGUAUGGAUAGUAAAACCAGGUGCCAAGUCUCGUGGUAGAGGAAUUAUGUGUUUUGAGAAACUGGAAGACAUGCUGAAACUUGUUUGCACUCAGGUGGUCAAGAAAGAUGGAAAAUAUGUGGUACAAAAGUACAUAGAACGCCCCUUGCUCAUCUACAAUACCAAAUUUGAUAUCCGCCAAUGGUUCUUGGUUACUGAUUGGAACCCUUUGACCCUGUGGUUCUAUCGGGACUCCUAUCUGAGAUUCUGUUCUCAACAGUUCACACUGGAAGACUUUGACCAAAGCAUCCAUCUGUCAAAUAAUGCCAUACAAAAACACUACAAGAAUGGGCCACGGUCGUCACGUCUGCCAGAAGAGAAUAUGUGGACACAUGAAGAGUUCAAGAAGUAUUUGGCGAGCAAAAAGCAUCCAGAUGUUUGGGAUGAGAGAAUCUAUCCACAGAUGAAGAGAGCCAUUGUAUGUGCUUUGUUAGUUACCCAGGAUUUGGUAGAAUACAGAAAGUCCUCAUUUGAGCUUUAUGGUGCAGACUUCAUGCUGACUGAAGAUUUUCGACCAUGGCUUAUUGAGAUCAACUCCAGUCCAAGUAUGGAGUCCAGCACCUCGGUGACAGCCAGACUGUGCACUGCUGUCCUGGAUGACACCAUCAAAGUUGUAGUUGACCGCAAAUUUGACAGGAAUUGUGACAUUGGACGGUUUGAACUGGCAUACAAGCAGCCCUUGGUCACAGUCCCGCCAUACAUUGGUAUCAGUCUGUGCGUGGAGGGUCAAGCACUGAGGAAACCAAGCUGGGCUGUCCGACCUAACAAGGAAUCGGAGCCAGGCCGUUCAAGUGAACUACCUCCUGGCAAUGAUUCCCUUUUCACGCUCCGUACCGUUACCACAAGGUCAACAUCAAAUAAUGAGCAGCUGCCAAAUAGUGGCAAGAAUGUCCUCAACGCCAGCUCUUUAUUAAACUCCCCAGUUGUAGGGAGUGCAGAGGAAGGCGGCAUGAAAAAGAACAUGGUGAGAAUCCCCGAUGUGAUGAUUAAAAGUUUACUGUCUCAGCCCUCCCGGGUCACCAAAGAUGUCGCCUCUAAAGUAAACACAUUCCGCUCUCCUGCUGAUGUUGACAGGGGAAAAGCCAGUUCAAGAAGCGGAAGCCUCUGUCACAACAAUGAAGCUGUGACAGAUCAGAAAGGCAGCAGCGGAGGAGAUGAAGCUGUCAAGCAGGUGAGAAAACAGCAGAGGACUUCUGAGGGGAAGAGCAGUGACAGUGCAAACAGCAACUCAGCCGCCCAACAGGCAAGAGAUGUAUCCAGUAGCAUUGCAGCUCAGAAUGGCUGCUCAGUCCAGCCAGCACAGCAGUAUCCUAACCCACCUUGCACACCUGGUACAAAUCAUCGACGUUUUAUUUCCAAAUCAUCAGUUUCCACAAACGGUGCCAUUCCAACAGUCACCAGCACUGACCGCACCAGCCAGAGUCAGAUGACAGCAGCUGUCAGUGCAAAACCCCCAGAUCUUCAGGUCUGCAAGCCAAGUUCUAAAGGUGGCAGCACCACUUCAGGAGUUGGUUGGCAUCGAGCAUGUCAGUGGUGUGGCAGGGGAGGCAACUUGCAUCUAGACUCUGCUGACCCCAAUUGCCGCUGCCAGAAGGAUUCAGUCCUUGUUAGCCUGCAUGUGGGUCAAGUAAACUCCAGAGCUCAGGAUUUGAUCAUACUUAACAAUCAACAGAUGCACGUUUGCAACCCCUGGCAACCGCACAUCAAGUAUAGUCGGAAAAACCCUGCUAGUGGUGCAUGCAGUACCCCUGCAGGUAUUGAAGAUGGAGAGGAGACCGUAGAUUUUAAAACAAAUGUAUAUGCAUCAGGUGGUCUUGAAGACACUACCAUCCUGCGACCAGCAUCAGCCUUAAGUAUUAACAUGGAUUGCUCAAACACAAAUGUUUCCAAAUCUAGACCUCACAGAAUGAGGAAGUCUAUCAGUGUGGCCUCUCAUCCUCCAGACAGCAUUUUAAAAUCUUAUAUGCAAAUUGGGCGACAGCAAAUUGAGUCGAUUGGCCUGGCUGACCAACAGCAGCAGCAGCAGCAGCAUCGAAGUGACAGUUUCAGCAGUAACAAACAACCCUGCGCACCAUACAAGAGCUACACAUCUCAGAAUCUCAACAAUAAACUAUACAACCGUGCCCCGGCCAACAGGGGCAUGCUGGGAAGCAUGCUGACCACAAGGGUGCAGAAUUUUCUAGCGAAGAAAACCACCGUCUCCACUCCUAUUAUUAAGCUAUUGCCCAGUAUGACAUACAUCAGCGCAAACAGGUGUCAGAGCCCGCUCUCCGUAGUUGCACAGAGACAUUUGCCAUUAAAACAGCACAAAUGA
Molecule: messenger RNA, 4098 nt
Organism: Candidula unifasciata
Lineage: Eukaryota; Metazoa; Mollusca; Gastropoda; Stylommatophora; Geomitridae
Source: the annotation of a GenBank genome assembly